GGGGUAUGCAUAGGGUUACCCCCUAGCAUUGAUAGACGCUAAAGCCAGGCUUGCUGCCAACGCAUAGCCGGGUUACCUCCUACUCACCCCGCCCACAUCACGGCCGCGUCCUCAUAGUCGAGUUCUGUCUCAAUUCCCCUUCCGCGUCUGCAACUAUGGCUCCCUCACUCGUCCAGCCUCUCCUUCUUCUCAUCUUCACCGCCUUCACCAUAGCAAUCGGGCCCACCAGCAUCUUCAUCAACCAAGUGCCCGAAUACUCCCUUCUAUCCCAAUGCGCGGAAACGGAAGUCUCCACUAUCGUACGCGACAUGGCAUAUGGCUGCGGUGACGACUCGCGCACGACAUCGUUCGCCUGCUUCUGCUACGAUAGCUCCGCCAAAUUCUCCGGCAUGAUCGGGAGGCAUGUACAAACCGCUUGCACAACAGAUGGUACGCAGAAUACUUCGGUCGUCGAAGUGUUCAGCAGCUAUUGUCAAUUGGGCCAGGUUGCGGCGAACCCCCCAGGUUGGUAGAAUCCGAGGCGAAAAUGGAAAUGCAUGGGAAGAAGAGGCUGACAGGAUGUGCCAGCAACGUUAAAUAAGUUAGAUGUGAGGGCUGGCUCCCGGUCUCCACUGCUGUACGUGCGCUCCGGAACACCUAGCUGGGUAAGUCGAUUGCGG
Molecule: messenger RNA, 659 nt
Organism: Trematosphaeria pertusa
Lineage: Eukaryota; Fungi; Ascomycota; Dothideomycetes; Pleosporales; Trematosphaeriaceae
Exons: 1
Coding region: 156-512 (118 amino acids)
Source: RefSeq, a predicted model, not a curated record